AUGGCAUACUACGGCGGGCAGCAGUCGUACAACUACGCGCCUAACAAUCGAUAUCAGUCUCCAGCGCACCCAGGACAGCCGCCCAUUCCGCCGCCCUAUCCACCAGCUUCCGCGCAACCGCAACCGCCCUUCUCCCCGCCCUACUCUCCUGCAUCUGCACACGCACCCUACGGUUCGCACUCGCCCUAUCCUCAAACACAGUCUGGGUACAAUCGCCCGCCGCCGCCGCCGCCGCCUCCGGGUCCGCCGCACUCGCCGUAUCCGGGCCAGCAGAACCAACAGUAUCAACAACAGCCCUAUGGUCAGCAGCAACAACCUUAUGGACAACAACAGCAGCAGCCUUAUGGACAACAGCAAGCCUAUGGACAAACUCAGUACGGCCAGCAACCGCCCUCUGGAAAUCCAUAUGGCCAACCCGGUCAAGGUCCCCCGGGCCAGUACGGAGCUCCACCUUCAGGAGGCCAGUACGGUGGUCCCCCACAACAGCAGGGACCCCCUGGCGACCCCGCCGCAUACAGACAGCUCCUGCAGGCAUGCAUCCAGGAGAAGAACCUAGGAUCUUUCUAUCCACCAGGCUCGCAGGUCGUCGAGCAGAUCGCGCAGAAGGCUCCCCAACUCAUUAGCCAGGUCAUCUCACGAUGGAAGCUUCCAAAAGAAAUUGCCAAUGAUGUAGUCAAGCUUGCUCUAUACGACAUCUGGCUAUAUAUCGACGACUCCGGCUCAAUGCAGUUCGAAGAGGGUGGCGAGCGGAUAAAGGACCUGCGCGUCAUCCUGGAGCGGGUCGCUUUCGCCGCGACGCUCUUCGAUGCUGAUGGAAUCAAUGUCCGAUUCAUGAACACCAAUCUGCCCGAUAACUUAGCAAACCACGUCGCCCAAGAAGCCCAGAUCGAAAACCUCAUGCGUGGCGUCCAGUUCAAGGGUCUCACUCCCAUGGGAACCAGCUUGAAGAAGAAGAUCAUCGACCCACUCGUUCAGCAGGCCCGCUCGGGUCAAUUCAGGAAACCUGUGCUGGUCAUAACCGUCACCGAUGGACAGCCGGCUGGUGAGCCGCAAAAUGCCGUCCUGGAUGCCAUCAAUGAGGCCGUUCGAUCACUACCUCCUGGUGGUAUUGCUUUCCAGUUUGCCCAGGUCGGCAACGAUCAAGCUGCGCGCGCAUUCCUCGGGAAGUUGGAUGAAGACCCGCAGCUUGAUAGGUUCAUCGACUGCACGUCGAACUUUGAGAAUGAGCAAGAGGAAAUGGCCCGUGCUAACCCUCCCGUUGAUCUCACACCCGACCAGUGGAUCCUGAAGCUGAUUCUCGGUGCCAUCGAUUCCAGCUACGACACACAAGAUCAGAAGAGCAACCGCCCGGCUGGUGGUUACGGAGGUCCUCCCCAACAGGGCUACGGCGGCCCCCCUCAGCAAGGUUACGGACAGCCUCCUCAGCAGGGUUACGGACAGCCGCCCCAGCAAGGUGGUUACCCGCCGCAGGGUCAGCAAUACGGAGGCCCCCCUCAGCAAGGAUACGGACAGCCGCCUCAGGGCUACCCUCCACAGGGUCAGGGUCAGGGCCAGUAUGGCGCACCCCCACCUGGUGGUCGCCCGCCGCAAGGUGGUCCUGGAGGCUACCCUGGCCAGCAGCCUCAGUACGGUGCACCUCCCCCAGGGGGCCGUUACUAG
Messenger RNA from Paraphaeosphaeria sporulosa, 1659 nucleotides. RefSeq lists its product as uncharacterized. Bases 1 to 1659 code for a protein of 552 amino acids. Lineage: Eukaryota; Fungi; Ascomycota; Dothideomycetes; Pleosporales; Didymosphaeriaceae. The record is from RefSeq and is a predicted model, not a curated record. The transcript has 5 exons.